This is a messenger RNA of Babesia ovata, 717 nucleotides long. RefSeq names its product uracil phosphoribosyltransferase, putative. The record is from RefSeq and is a predicted model, not a curated record. The transcript has a single exon. Bases 1 to 717 code for a protein of 238 amino acids. NCBI's taxonomy places the organism in Eukaryota, Apicomplexa, Aconoidasida, Piroplasmida, Babesiidae.
AUGACGACCGACUUUGCGCUGGACCGUGCUACGUUGCAGCGCUACGAUAAAAUGCUGGAGUCGUGGCAAACAAUACAGCAGAAUGUGGACAGCAAUCUCCGAGCUUUGGUCAUCCUUCUGGACAAGUUCCUGCUAUUCGUCGGCGCCGAUGAUGUUGAGCUCGAUGAGCAAGACAGCAUGGUAGACAGGCUCAUAAAUAGCUACGCUGACCGUAUAGACAAGACAACGGAGGUGCCGGUCGCCUACCAUGAGGCCAUGGAUAGGCUGGCCGCGGUCGCUGCCGCCUCCCAAAACGACGUCAGCGCCGCAUCUCCGCUCGUCGCAAACAUCAAGGCCAACCUACCCGGCGCAAUACCGUUGUUCCUGCAACGGCAAAGCGACAAGAUGCUGCAGAUUAUGUCCGAAAUAAGUACAGAGUGCAGCACGUUCCAGGCAGGUACCCUGCCGAAGAUGGAGCUUGUCUUCGACGCCGCGGUCGUACACAUUAACCGCAACUCGACCUAUCUACAACUACCAGCAGAAACGGCGGUCGUAGCAGAUAGCGUUUAUCGCAGCUUCAUGGAAAUCACUCAAGAAAUUCAGGCGCUCCGCGACCUGGUCGCCUCCAUGGAUGCAUACCCAGUCAGCCAGCAGCAGAUACAGGGUUAUAUAGAGCAGAUAAAUGCCUUCAAAUUGGCUUCUAUAGGCGAAUAUCGCAAAAUAAUUGUCGACGAUUAG